AUGAAGCCAAUUGAUACUUCUUAAAAAUCAAUAAAUAAGAAUAAGAUUAGUACAUUUGGUACUCCAAAUAGUAGCCGAAUACCUAGUCGUCAACUCACAAAACGCGAAGGAGAUGAUGGAAGUGCAAAGCUACUAAGACCUAUUUUUUAGCGAUCCACCACUAUGAAGCGCAUGUCAGAAAAUAUCGGAGCUCAAUUGAAGAAAACAGUGCUGAUGAAUUAAAAUAAUAAUAACCUGAUCCCAUAAGGAAGGAAAAUACUCAUGAAAUUAUAGUCGAGUGACAGCCAUCAGCUUUAAAGUCUAAAUAAGCCGAAGAAAUAGGAAGUUGAUCAUGCCGCAUUGAUUAAGUAAAUUGAACUGAAAAGAAAGGAAAUAAACUAGAAAAAGGGUAGAGAAUUGAACUAAGAGAAAAAGUCGUCAGUCCUAGACGUUAAUUAGCAUACUUCUGGAAUCGAACCACAUCGAUCAGGAUUUCUUACGAAUUUAAAGAAUUUAAGUAAAAUGGAAUACAGUUCCUCCUCUUCGUCUUCUUCUGACGGAGCAGGAGGGAAAAAACAUAAAGAAAAAAAGAGAUUUGAAAAUAUAAAAGGAAGACGCGGCAAUAUAAUUGGUCCAAAUAGUUUCCUCAAAGAAUUGAUUGAAAAGCAAAAUAUCAAAGAGGGAAUAAGCUAAAAUUCCUAGUCAAGUCCUCCGAGUCAGUUAUAAUCUGGUGGAAGAAUACUGAAGGGUAUUAAAUUUUUCAAUGAAGUAGAGAAAAGAAAGCGUAAUGAAACUUAUCACUCUAGUGACAGCAGCGGGACUAAUAAACAAACACCAAGGAAACUGCUUCAAAGUGAUUUAAAUACAUUAGACAAUGAGUAAUCAGAAAGGAACAAAAUUAAUAAGGAUAAUGCUAGGAGAGUAGAUGGUUCUGGCUCAAAGAUGGAUAAAGAGAAUUUAGAUGGUACAUAGGUAAAAAUUGAUUCAAGCUUUUAGGGCGAUAAUAAGGGAGAUAUUAAAUCUGCUAAUCAUACAUUUGUUUCUGAGGGUAACUAGGACGGUUCUAAUAUUGAGGAAAACAGAAGUAAAUUAAUGAAUUUUAGUCUUCUCGAUGAGUAGAUACUUAAGAAAAAAAUGCCAAAAUGUGUUAUAAAUCCAACUGCAUUGUGGAAGACUAUUUGGAAUGUCAUUGGGUUGUUCCUUAUUUGUUUUUUGGCAAUCACUGUACCAUACAGAAUCCCAUUUGAAGAUUAAACUCCUGAUGAAUGGAUAAUAUUAGAUAUUUGCAUAGACUCAAUUUUUCUGUUUGAUGUAUUCUUGAACUUCUUUACUGCUUAUGAGGAUGAGAACGGAGAACUCAUAGUUGAAAGAAGGAGAAUUGUUAAGAAUUACAUAAGGACUUGGUUUUUCAUAGAUUUACUUUCAUCAAUACCCAUCACAUUGAUCCAAAAAUAUUCCUCUAGUGACUCAGUAGACAACAUUAAACUUCUCAAGCUUAGUAGACUACCUAGAUUAUAUAGAUUGCUAAGACUUAUAAAGCUUAUGAGAUUGUACAAAUCUAACAAGUUUGUUGAGAAACUGUUUGCAGCUGUGAAUAUUAGUGUCACAGCUAAUAGAAUGAUCAAUUCCCUAAUAAUGAUGAUUUUCUUGCUGCAUUUAAUUGGAUGUUUGUGGGCUACAGUUGCAUCUCUGACUGAUGGGGCAUAUCCUUAUACUUGGACUGUACAAUACGAGAUUGGAGAUAAGGAAAAUAUGGACUAAUAUAUCGCUUCAGUCUAUUGGGCUGCUGUUACAAUAUAUACAGUCGGUUAUGGUGAUAUUACACCAAUGAACGAGAUGGAAAUGAUGGCAUGUGUACUUAUCCUAUUUACUGGAGUUUCCCUUUAUGCUUAUAUGUUCUCUAAGCUUUCUACACUUUUCAGUAGUGUAAAUUCUAGUGAUGGCAACACUAAGACAAGAGAUGAGAUCAUUCAUGAGUUAUCUCUCAAGCAUAGAUUUUCACAAGACCUUCUAAACAAAAUUCAAUAUUUCUUCCAAUAAGAUGCAAUUGAGACAAUAAAAAUUCUAUAAGACAAGGAUUAAAGAUUUUAUGGAGAUUAUUUGUCUAAAUUUGAACCAAUGAGAAUAAAAAAUGGCACAGUUUUUGCUAAAGAAGGAACCUAGCCCCAAGAAGUCUUCUUUUUACUGAAAGGAUCCGAAUCAUUUAUUGCAAAGAGUGAUUGCUAUAUACUUAAAUUGGAGGCAGUUAUAUUUGAAUAAAUUCUUGAUGAAUUUGAUGACAUAAGAGAUGAAAUUGAAAAAAUAGUUGUAGAGAGAGAAAAAAAGCGCAUAGAGGAUCUUUAAGUCAAUAAAUUUAAACAAGAAGAUCCAAAGAUUGGACUGCAUAGACUUAUAUCAAAGAUUAAUUUUGAUGAAAUGGAAAAAAUAGCUACUAAAGGUCUAGAGAGGCUGAAUUCUAAUCGAAGCAGAGGAAGCAGAUAGAAUGGAGGUUUAGACUCAUAGCAAACAUUAGCAAAGUAAAUGAGCAUUCAAGAAAACAUACUCUCUAAUAGAUUCUCCGCUAGGAAUAACCUACAUAUAGACUCAUUAAAAGGUAAACCUGCUAGAAUAGGAAGGGAUAACUCCUAGCAAUUCAACACUUUUGGAAAUUAAGAGUCAUUAGAUAGUGGGAUUGAUAUAAAUAGAGUAGCCGGAGUAUUUGCUUCAAGUCCCAAAAACAGUUAAGGCGUCAACUAGUCUGGCUAAUUGAAUGUACCAAGCUUUGCCAAGAUUUAAACAUAGAGUCCAAUUAUUGAAAAAUAUGUGAAGGAGUCCAAUGGAUCUCCAGACUUUAACUAUAAUAAGCUACUUGUCAAUCAAAGAACAUUGCAUGGCAACUCACAAUCAAAGCUAAACAUGCAUCUGAUUAAGAUCGAGAAUAUAAAAAAUAACAUCAGAGAGUCCUUAUCAAAAGAAGAGAUAGACCGAAAUAAGGUGGAAGAGCGUUUCCAUGAAACUAAAGCCCAAAUUAGGAUGGAAAAUUAACUGAAGCAACUAGAUGACAUUGAAAAUGUGGAGGAAUUUGGCUAUGAUUCAAAUAGAGUAUCAUAAUAGGAGGAAUUCAAUACCUAGUUGCGUUCUUCACUUAUUAAGCUAUAAAAAUCAACAGAUCACUAAAGGUUUAAGAGACAAGCUACUUAGAAGGAUAGGCCUGUAAUGAGAUCUAACAAUGGCAGAAGCCCAAAAAGAAGCAUAAUUGAAUUACAACCAGAAUUGCUGAAUAUUUAGCCAGUUGUCAACCACUCUCGAAAUAGAUCGUCAAUCCCCACAACUCAACAUGGAACUGUCGAUUUAAACAACUUGGUAGGCUCAAACUAUAACUUAACACAAGACACUAACGCUCCUCAAAGCAGAAUGAAUAACCACGCUGAUAUACAGAUGACUUAGGAUACAAUAGAUAAUAGGCCAGAGUCUACCAAUACUAUCACUAGCUUUAUAAUGAAGAAUAUUGAGUUUUAAUUAGAACCCUACAAUCCCUAAAAUGAUCCAUUGCUUGAAAAUGAUAUCUAGAAGCUUUCUUAGCAUAUAUAAUCUUGCUUAAGCUCAAUUAAGAAUACAAGACUAUUAAUUGUGGAGUAUAGCUAGCUAUUCAAGACUUCAAUCGACUAGUAGGGUGAGGACGCCAAUGAAAUCAUCCGCUAACACUAUUCACAAGGCAUAAAAUGCCUGGAGAGUUACCAUUCAAUCAUGAAUUUGAUUGAGAAACUCAUUAAUACUAUUGACCUAGAAGCUAUAUCAAAUAAGAUAUCAACGAUCCAGAUAAAAACCAAUGAGUCUGAGAAACGAUUUUACUUCCUAGAAAAUAGAGUUAAGAUGCUCUAAGAAGUUCUAACAAGGAAAAUAAAGUUGCUUGAGAGAUAGCGUGCUCGUAUGCUUUCCAAAAAGCCACUGGUUAUUGUGAAACGUAAUCCGCUACUAGACACUAGAGAUGAUAAGCAUCACAAAUUCAAUGAAAAAUUAAUGGGAAAAGAACCCAGUAAUAUGUGA
Messenger RNA from Stylonychia lemnae, 4005 nucleotides. NCBI's taxonomy places the organism in Eukaryota, Ciliophora, Spirotrichea, Sporadotrichida, Oxytrichidae. The record is from the annotation of a GenBank genome assembly.